CUCCCUCUGACCAGUCGUCUGGAUGCCAACCACAUCUCCAGUGUUCCUCGGGGCUGCUUCGACGGCCUCCAGUCUCUACGUCACCUGUGGCUGGAUGACAACUCCCUGACAGAGGUGCCAGCUGAUGCCCUGGGGGCCCUGUCCUCCCUGCAGGCCAUGACCCUGGCUCUCAACAGAAUCACACAUAUACCUGACCGGGCCUUCACUAACCUCUCCUCCCUGGUGGUCCUGCAUCUCAAUAACAAUAGAAUCCGCACCCUGGGAACGCAGUGCUUUGACGGCCUUCACAGCCUGGAGACUCUAGAUCUCAACUACAACAACCUGGAAGAGUUCCCUAUUGCAAUCAGAGCCCUGAGCACCCUGAAGGAGCUGGGUUUCCACAGCAACAACAUCAAGUCCAUCCCCGAGCAGGCCUUCACUGGACACUCCACUCUUCUGACAAUAUUCUUCUACGACAACCCCAUCCAGUUUGUUGGCCAGUCGGCUUUCCAGCACCUCCCUGAGCUGCGGACACUAUCUCUGAAUGGUGCAGCAGAAAUCACAGAGUUCCCGGACCUCACUGGCACUAAGAGUCUUGAGAGCCUGACCAUCACUGGAGCUCGCAUCACAUCCCUACCCACCACUGUGUGUGACCAGCUACCCAACCUGCAAGUGCUAGAUCUGUCCUACAACAUGAUCCAGGCUCUGCCCAGCUUCAGAGGAUGUGAGAAGAUUCAGAAAAUUGAUCUGCACCACAAUGAAAUUGAAGAGCUGCAAGCUGACACAUUCCAGGGACUGACUUCCCUACGGUCUCUUGACCUGGCUUGGAACAAGCUGUCCUCUCUGAACCCGCUCUCCUUCUCCAGUCUGCCUGCCCUCAUCAAACUUGAUCUUACUUCCAACCGGUUGUCCUAUCUGCCUGUAUCUGGGCUCCAUGGACUCACACACCUCAAACUAGCUGGCAACGAGGACCUGCAGGAGCUACUGCCUGCUGAGAGCCUCCCCAAACUGAGGGUGAUGGAGCUGCCCUAUGCCUUCCAGUGUUGUGCCUUCGUCUCCUGUGAGAAACACUCCUCUCCCUGGGACAGAGACAAUAACCACAACGGGAAGGAUGACUUCGGGAGGAGGGAGGGCAUCUUGUCUAACCAAGACCACGAGGACCUUCUGUUGGACUUUGAUGAUGAGCCCAAAUCCCACCACACUGUCCAGUGCUGUCCCUCCCCAGGUCCGUUCCGUCCUUGCCACCACCUGUUUGGCAGCUGGUUGAUCCGUGUUGGUGUGUGGGUCAUUGCUACUCUCUCCCUGGUCUGCAACACACUGGUGAUGGUCUCCAUCUUUCUCUCCCCGUCCUUCCUGUCCCCUGUGAAGCUGCUGAUUGGCCUGCUGGCUCUGGUAAACAGUCUGAUGGGGCUGUGGUCUGCCACGCUGGCCACCGUCGAUGCCUUGACCUUCGGCAGCUUCGGCCGCUACGGGGCGCGUUGGGAGAGCAGCACGGGCUGCAAGCUGACCGGCUUCGUCUCCAUCUUCGCUUCUGAGACCAGUAUCUUCUUACUGACUGUGGCCGCCCUGGAGAGGGGGCUGUCGAUACGGAGAGGCAAGGCCGCCGAGGGAAAGACUUCGACAGGCACGCUGAGGCUGGUGGCCGCCUUGUGUUUCCUUCUGGGCCUGGCUAUCACCCUGCUCCCCCUGCUGGGGGACUACGGAGUCUCCUCCAUCUGUCUCCCCAUGCCCUACGAAGAGCCCUCCUCUCUGGGCUUCAUGGUGGCUCUAGUCCUGGUCAACUCCCUAUGUUAUCUCAUCAUGACCGUCACAUACGCCCGCCUCUACUGCAGCCUGGAGAAAGGAGAGCCGGACAACCUGUGGGACUGCUCCAUGAUCCGUCACGUGGCCUGGCUGCUGUUCACCAACUGUCUCCUCUACUUCCCUGUAGCCUUCCUCUCCUUCUCCUCCCUGCUGAAACUGCCCUCAGUAGGGCCUGAGGUGGUGAAGUCAGUGCUUCUAGUGGUGGUUCCUCUCCCAGCCUGCCUCAACCCUCUACUCUACGUCCUCUUCAACCCUCACUUCAGAGAGGACCUGGGCCUGCUCCACAGAAGGACUCGCGGCGCCCUGCACCUCAGCAGACCCCGCCGACUCAGCCUCGUCUCGCUCAACUCGGAGGACGCCGAGAAACAGUCAUGUGACUCCACGCAGGCUCUGGUCACCUUCGGGGUGUCAGAGGAGGAGGAGGAGUCUAGGGGGGCGGGCAGCAACCCAGCGCCGAGGCACACCACCCUCCGUUUGCCUUCAUCCCCUGUCGCUAGGCAGACUAGCGUUCAGGCUUCACUGUUUUUACUCCCAGGGCUGCAGGGCUCUGGGUUCUACCCCCAGUACCCCAUGCCCUAG
Oncorhynchus kisutch (coho salmon) is the source of this 2361-nucleotide messenger RNA. Its product is annotated as leucine-rich repeat-containing G-protein coupled receptor 5-like. NCBI's taxonomy places the organism in Eukaryota, Metazoa, Chordata, Actinopteri, Salmoniformes, Salmonidae. Gene Ontology annotation, biological process: adenylate cyclase-activating G protein-coupled receptor signaling pathway; positive regulation of canonical Wnt signaling pathway; activation of adenylate cyclase activity. Gene Ontology annotation, molecular function: G protein-coupled peptide receptor activity; protein-hormone receptor activity; protein binding. The record is from RefSeq and is a predicted model, not a curated record. The annotation marks the transcript as partial. The transcript has 14 exons. Gene Ontology annotation, cellular component: plasma membrane.